Emys orbicularis (European pond turtle) is the source of this 3172-nucleotide messenger RNA. It is a transcript of the gene GLE1, whose product is annotated as GLE1 RNA export mediator. The transcript is spliced from 16 exons. Gene Ontology annotation, biological process: poly(A)+ mRNA export from nucleus. Gene Ontology annotation, molecular function: inositol hexakisphosphate binding; phospholipid binding; translation initiation factor binding. The record is from RefSeq and is a predicted model, not a curated record. NCBI's taxonomy places the organism in Eukaryota, Metazoa, Chordata, Testudines, Emydidae. Gene Ontology annotation, cellular component: cytoplasm; nuclear pore; nuclear pore cytoplasmic filaments. The coding region runs from base 58 to 2181 and encodes 707 amino acids.
CCGUCAUGCGCGACGGUGGCUGGGGCUGGCUGGCGGUGAUCCCUAGGCUGGGCCGAGAUGCCGUCCGAGCGGUAUCGCUGGGAGACCCUGGAAGCGCUGAAGGGCUCCAGCAAGGGGCAGCUGAGCUACUCCCGGGACUGGCUGCUGCGGGGUGAGGAUAUUUUGGAAGGAUGCAGGUCCCCUCCCAAGUUGUCGUCCUACUCUGGCUGGGUGCUGGAUCGAGUGAUCUCCCAAUCUCUACAGGAAACACCUCUCUCCCGAAGUUCAACACCCAAUGAAUCCAUUCCCCCUACAGAUGACCAGCCGCCCUCCCUUGCAAAGACCACUUCUCCUGCCAGCCAGCUGCGCUCCUCACCACUUUCAUCUGCAGCACCCAGUGAAACAAAGGGCAAUGAAGAUCUUAGUCUGCUGGAGACAGACCAUGAAGUCCAUCUUAUGGUUCUACCAUCUAAAGUUACAGAGGUGGAAGGCUGCAUAUGGAUGUACGAGGAGGUCCAUAGGUUGAAAGGAAAGGAGGGGCUCAGGCAGCGGCAGGAGCAGCAAGAGCAGGUGGUGAGAGCGGUUUCUGAUAUGGCGAGUGAGCAGCUGAAGCGCUUUGAUGAGCUGAAGGAAUUAAAACAGCACCAGGAAUACCAGGACCUGCAGGAAGUGAUGGAGAAGAGCUCCAGGGAGGCCCAGGGUCAGCAGGAGAAGUUGAAAGAGGAACAUCGACACAGAGCAAAGAUUUUAAACCUGAAACUUCGUGAAGCAGAACAGCAGAGGCAGCGUCAGGAGGAGUUGGAGCGUCUGCGCAAGGAAGAAGGCCAGGAAAGGUUGCGCCGGCUCUAUUCCAUCCAGGAAGAGGUGCUGCAGCUUAACCAGCAGAUUGACCCCAACUACAGACAUAAAGACUUGCCAAGGAUAGAUCUCUCAGGGUUCAGUAACCGUGGCAACCAGAUCUGCGGGCUCGUGUCAGGGCUCAUUCGCACCACUAGUGAGAGAGGUUUCCCUACUCAGGUAGAUGUAGCCAACACUGAGCGAGCACUGCAGGAAAUGCGAGGGUUAAUAUCUAGCAUGCAACAAGAAAUUGCCACAGCUUUGGAAGAGAAAAGGAAGCGGGAUGAAGAAGAGGAGAGAGAGAGGCAGAAGGAGUUACAGAAACAAGAGCAGCUGAAGGCCCAGACUCCAGUCCCUGCACAACAUCCGCGGGGAAAAGAACAGAAGGAAGUAUUAGGACUUCAGGUUAAGGCAGAGGAGAGCACAAUGCAGUGGUACCAGCAAUUGCAGGAUGCCUCUGACCAGUGUGUUGCUUCCUUUAGUGGAUUGACUGACGGCAAAGACAAUCAGGUGAAGAAUAUCAGAAUGGAUCUCCAGAAAGCAGCCAGCAUCCCUGUGAGCCAGAUUUCUUCCAUAGCAGGCUCUCAGCUAAGAGAGAUAUUUGACAAAAUCAAUAACCUUCUCUCUGGAAAGUCUGUUCAGUCUGGAGGGCGAACUGUUUCGGUGACUCAACAUCCACAGGGUCUGGAUUUUGUUUAUUACAAACUGGCGGAGAAAUUUGUGAAACAAGGAGAAGAGGAAGUGGCUUCUCACCACGAGGCAGCUUUCCCAAUUGCUGUGGUGGCUUCAGGAAUCUGGGAAUUGCACUCCAGGGUGGGAGACCUCAUUUUAGCUCACCUGCACAAAAAGUGCCCCUACUCUGUACCAUUUUAUCCUGCGUUCAAGGAGGGGACUCCCAUAGAAGAGUAUCAGAGGAUACUUGGUUAUCAAGUUAAGGAUUCCAAGGUAGAGCAGCAGGAUAAUUUCCUUAAACGGAUGUCUGGAAUGAUCCGUCUUUAUGCUGCUAUCAUUCAACUACGGUGGCCUUAUGGAAACAAACAAGUGAUUCACCCUCAUGGGCUGGGCCAUGGAUGGCGCUGGCUGGCUCAAAUGUUGAACAUGGAGCCUCUCUCUGAUGUGACAGCUACACUUCUCUUUGAUUUCUUAGAGGUGUGUGGCAAUGCGCUCAUGAAACACUACCAGGUCCAGUUCUGGAAGAUGCUGCUACUUAUCAGAGAAGACUAUUUUCACAGGAUUGAAGCAAUCACCAUCUCUGGACAGAUGGGGUCUUUAAUGCGGCUUAAGCAAUUCUUGGAGAAAUGUUUGCAGCGGAAGGAAAUUCCUUUACCAAAGGGUUACCUGCCUUCUUCCUUCUGGAGGUCAUAAGUCGGUUCCUUCCCAUUUUCAUCUUCACAAGAGUUCAAAGAAUUUCCUGACCUUAUUACAUUGAGGACCAAGAAUACAUAGAAAUGUAAAUCUUACAUUUGUAUUUACAUGGAUGCUGUGGAUAUUUUCAACUGAAACAUUUUUACCCAUCUUUGAUCCUAUUUUAUGUUGAACAGAAUUUGGAGCUUCAGUAACUAACUUGUCUCAUGUAACUUAUUUUGCAAAUUAUUUUAAGCCAUCUGUUUGCAUUUGAUUAGCUUUACGGACUCUAUUGUGCAGUGUAUUAUUAUGGAAUAUGAGAGGCUCCUUCACAUCUUGAACAAGUACAGUGAAUAAGUGUCAAGUGCAUAAACUUGUCUAAAUGCUCCAUUAGACUUCAGAGUUUACUUACAGUAAGCAAUGGGUUUCAGGUGGGAAUUUUGCUCUGAAUUGAUCAAUCUGUCACAGUUUUACAUGAAACUGCAAAUAGAAAUACCUCAGUACUUUAGUCAUAUUAAGGUCUAAAUGUAAGAAAUCCUUCUGUAAAACUUUAUUUUUGCAUUUUAUGUGAUUAGGUAUUUUAAAGUUAUUGUUUCAUUGUUAACAGCAUUGGAGCCCAUAGGAAAAUUCAUUUUGUAUCUGGCUGCCUAAAAAUCCAAAGCAGCAAAAGAGGUGGUUAUGUUAACAAGGCUGAUUUGAUGUCGGUCAAAUGUCACUUUGGUCUUAGAGACAGCAUUGAUCUCUUCAUCUUUCCCCAGGGAAGGCCUUAAAAUCACCAGCUCUUUCGUUUUAACUUGGAAAUUCUGAUUUUUCCUACUGACGCAGCAUUCCUUAUUUACCUGGGUUAGACUUGAUUUUACAGCUACAUAGGCAAUAUGAUGGCUGCUGAAGAACAGAUCGCUGCUUUUUGUUUUGGGGAUUUUUUUAAAGGCUUUGCAUGUGUGUAAUAUCUUUACUGUGAGGUUCAUGAAACUAGAAGGAACUGUGCAUCCAUGAUCCACCACAUGAAAUC